Vitis riparia (riverbank grape) is the source of this 1836-nucleotide messenger RNA. RefSeq names its product cytochrome P450 81Q32-like. The transcript is spliced from 2 exons. NCBI's taxonomy places the organism in Eukaryota, Viridiplantae, Streptophyta, Magnoliopsida, Vitales, Vitaceae. The coding region runs from base 139 to 1635 and encodes 498 amino acids. The record is from RefSeq and is a predicted model, not a curated record. Gene Ontology annotation, molecular function: oxidoreductase activity, acting on paired donors, with incorporation or reduction of molecular oxygen; iron ion binding; monooxygenase activity.
GGCACAUGACAUUUUGCUUUCCUUUUUACCAAUUUCUCUGUGUCUUUGUAAAGUCAUUUUUUUGGGCGCCUCAUUACCUUGAUACUUUUAUACCUGUACUGUAGGCAUCGAGGAUUGAGAAUAGAUAUUUAGGCAUCCAUGGAGAUGCUGUACCUCUGUAUCCCAAUUUUCUUAGCCUUGUAUGUCUUCACAUGGCACUUCCUUCACAAGCUCCACAAUCUCCCACCAAGCCCAUUUCCCAUUUUGCCCUUGAUCGGCCAUCUCUAUCUCCUUAAGAAACCGCUGCACCGAAACUUAUCCAAAAUUUCGGACCGCCAUGGCCCCAUACUCUUCUUGCGAUUCGGUUACCGGCCUGUGCUCAUUGUUUCCUCACAUUCAGCUGCUGAGGAAUGUUUCACCAAGAACGACAUCAUUUUUGCCAACCGCCCCCGCCUGAUCGCCGGCAAACACCUAGGUUACAACUAUACGGCCAUCGGCACAGCUCCCUACGGCGACCAUUGGCGAAAUCUCCGGCGAAUCUCCUCUUUCGAGAUUCUAUCAUCCAAUCGUCUUCAGAUGCUUUCCGGCAUUCGCUCCGAUGAGGUCCGAACGCUGAUUUGCCGGCUUGUUAAGAAUCAAAAUCAGGUGGUGGAGAUGAAAUCCGCGUUCUUCGAGCUGACGCUUAAUGUGAUAAUGAGGAUGAUCGGCGGAAAGCGGUAUUACGGUGAGAAUGUUGGGGAGGUGGAGGAGGCUAGGAAAUUUCGAGAGAUGGUGUCGAAGGCGUUCCGGUUGGCAGGUACGAAUAUGGUAGAUUUCUUGCCAAUUUUGGGGUGGUUAGGGUUGAAAGGGACAGAGAAGAGGUUGAUGGAGCUGCAAAAAAUGAGAGACAGCUUCAUACAGAAUUUGAUAGAAGAGCACAGAAGCAAGGGGAGUAAGUGUGAAAGGAGGCCGAAGACGAUGAUCGAAGUUCUGUUAUCACUGCAAGAGACAGAGCCUGAGAACUAUACAGACGAGAUCAUCGGAGGCCUCAUGCUAUCUAUGUUAACCGCAGGAACAGAUACUUCAGCCGGGACCAUGGAAUGGGCAUUGUCGCUUUUGCUGAACAGUCCAGAAGUGCUUAAGAAGGCGCAGCAAGAGAUUGACGACCAUUUGGGACAUGAUCGUCUGAUUGAGGAAGUGGAUCUAGCGCAGCUUCCUUAUCUUCGGAGCAUCAUUAAGGAGACGCUGCGUAUGUACCCAGCAGGUCCAUUGCUAAUCCCUCACGAGUCCUCAAAGGAGUGCUUUGUAGGAGGGUUUCACAUCCCACCAGGCACCAUGCUGCUUGUUAAUGUGUGGGCUAUACACAAUGACCCCAAAAUUUGGGCUGAGCCCACAAAAUUCAAACCAGAGAGAUUUGAGGGUGAAGAAGGGGAGCGAGAUGGGCUCAGGUUUUUGCCCUUUGGGUCAGGGAGAAGAGGUUGUCCUGGGGAGGGCCUAGCCAUCCGCAUGGUGGGCUUGGCCUUGGGUUCACUUAUUCAGUGCUUUGAUUGGGAGAGGGUUGAUAAGCAGAUGGUGGACAUGACUGAAGGGCACGGUCUCAGUAUUCCUAAGGCUCAGCCUUUACUGGCCAAGUGUCGGCCUCGCCCAACCAUGGUCAACCUCCUUUCCCAACUCUGAAUCAAUCAAGCCCCAAGCCCCCACAUGGCAUGGCUAGUUUCUUAGGCAUUUCUAGAAUUGAUCGGGAAUGCGAGUGUUGUAUGUGUCUACUCUCUAUUAAAUGUUUCCUUAGAAUGUGUGACAUUAUUGUUGUAAUUAAGGAAUAAGAUUGGAUAUAAGUCGCUGUCCUUUAUUUAUGAAAGCUGGAGUGGAUUUCCUUCC